UAACUUUCAACACUUUAUACCCAGCCAGCACCAACAGAUUGUCCCUGACUUCACAACAGCGCAGCUGGAAGAUAGGGAUUGAUUACCGUGAUUGAACAUUUAUUUUAUUUGCACAUAUUGACCUUAUACGAGGGGUAAAACUCGUUGCGCCGCCAAGAUGUCGACCACCGUGGAUAAGAUCAAGCAAGUCGAGGACGAGAUGGCUCGGACUCAGAAAAACAAGAACACGUCUUAUCACUUGGGACAAUUGAAGGCGAAGCUUGCGAAACUGAAGCGAGAGCUUCUGACGCCCUCCGGAGGCGGCGGUGGCGGUGGAGUUGGAUUCGAUGUCGCUCGUACUGGUGUUGCUAGUGUUGGUUUCAUCGGUUUUCCGUCAGUCGGCAAAAGUACUCUGAUGAGUAAAUUGACAGGCCAACAUUCGGAAGCUGCGGCGUACGAAUUCACAACCCUGACCACGGUGCCUGGUCAGGUCAUGUAUAACGGCGCAAAGAUUCAGAUUCUGGAUCUUCCGGGUAUUAUCCAGGGUGCCAAGGAUGGCAAGGGUCGUGGUCGUCAAGUCAUUGCGGUGGCCAAGACAUGCCAUCUGAUCUUCAUCGUUCUCGAUGUGAACAAACCCCUUGUCGACAAGCGAGUCAUCGAGCGAGAAUUGGAAGGGUUCGGGAUCAGAAUCAACAAGCAGCCUCCCAAUAUCACCUUCAAGAAGAAGGACAAGGGCGGCAUUGCGAUUACGAGCACUGUUCCCUUAUCACACGUUAGCCAUGAGGAAGUCAAAGCUGUCAUGAGCGAAUACAAGAUCUCUUCCGCCGAUAUCGCCAUCCGGUGCGAUGCGACGGUUGACGACAUUAUCGACGUGCUUGAGGCCAAGAGCCGAGCGUACAUCCCCGUCGUCUACGCCCUGAACAAGAUCGAUUCCAUCACCAUCGAAGAGCUGGAUCUCCUUUACCGUAUACCUAACGCCUGCCCUAUCAGCUCCGAACACGGCUGGAACAUCGAUGAGUUACUGGAGCAGAUGUGGGAGAAGCUCAACCUCCGACGGAUUUACACCAAGCCUAAGGGCAGGGCGCCCGACUACACGGCGCCUGUCGUUCUCAAGGCCGGCGCAAGCACAGUCGAGGAUUUCUGCGUUUCUAUCCACAAAUCGAUCAAGGAGCAGUUCAAGCAGGCGAUCGUUUACGGGCGUUCGGUCAAGCACCAACCGCAGCGCGUCGGUCUCACGCACGAGCUUGCCGAUGAAGACAUUGUGACGAUUAUCAAGCGGUAAAGCACCAACCGAACUCUCGAUGCUACGAGCCCGUGCCAGAGCGGAGAAAAGCAGUGGCGAAUCGAGUCGCGCUCGAGACCACGAAACGGGGCGUGUGUGUGUAAAGGGGGUUCUACUUCGCUAAGUUGU
Messenger RNA from Aspergillus candidus, 1390 nucleotides. Its product is annotated as GTP-binding protein RBG1. Gene Ontology annotation, biological process: cytoplasmic translation. Gene Ontology annotation, molecular function: GTP binding; GTPase activity. The record is from RefSeq and is a predicted model, not a curated record. Lineage: Eukaryota; Fungi; Ascomycota; Eurotiomycetes; Eurotiales; Aspergillaceae. Bases 158 to 1261 code for a protein of 367 amino acids. Gene Ontology annotation, cellular component: cytoplasm. The transcript has 10 exons.